CAAAGACACGGUUGGGACAAAGACUCGACAUUUUUGAGAAGGUUCCGUGGAUCGUGCACUUCGCAACGAUGCCGACGCUGCUGAGCCCUGCUGCCGCGUCCAAGUGGACAGACAACCAGCAAACCCUGCAGGAAGUCGUCGAGAAGGACGCGCAAGAGAUGCGUAUGGUCGAGCAGAUGACGACGCUCGUGGCGAUCGACAACCAGCUCGCGCAUUGCCAUGCCUCCCGCCCGGUCACGCAGGACGAAGUCGAGCGCACGAUUGCGUGGUUGCAGCAACACCAGGACAAAAAGUCGACGGAUUUCAUUCACACACUGCUGCACUGGAUCAAAGAUCGCGACGACGAGAAUGGCGAGUCGCCGGCGUCGUUGCCGUUGACGUGGGCCACGACGACGCUGAGCUUUUCGUGGGAAGAACGGAGCUUUGGCGUGUUGAACGCCCCGUUGAUCGUGGACAUGCUGCACGCGCGACGGCUACUCUUGUCCGGGGGCCUCUUGCAUGCGUCGGAGGCGGACAAGAUUGAAUUCUCCAAGUGGUUUGAGGAGUUUCUGGAUCACCUGACGUUCUGCGACGUCCUCAAGCAGCGGCUGCUCCACGACAAGGGGCAGAUGACGAACAAAGCCAUCAAGGUUGCGACGCAGUACCACCGCGUGCAAAAGUGCUACGACGAGUCGUUGUGGGUGCCCACGGGUGCGCCGUACUCGGACAAGGUGCUGGAAUGCAUGGACGAAGCCGAACGAGUGCUGCGGGACGAGGAGAAGGCUGUGGCCGAGGCCAACCUGGUCGUCAUGACGCCGUCGUUGGAAACGGAAGCGUUCAGCAACCUGUUUACGCACAUCCGAGCGGACGCGGAGGAAGGCACGUUCGUCGCCAAGUUGGUGGCGUGGAUGCAGCAUGCGCUUCCAGACGACGACUUCGAAGCCAUCUACUCGUUCUUCCAGCACGAUGUCAAAGCCAGCCUCGCGGGCGAAUGGAUCCAAGAAUACGCUGAACACAUGCAUCGACUCGACCCGUUCGACGUCGACUUCCACUACUCGGUUGUGUAUCCCCGGUCCCGGGCCGACAUCGUCGACUCGGCCGCCGCGCUCUGUAAUUAAUGGUUAUGUACAAUUCUUUCUUGCGGCGCUUCAUGGAGCAGUGUCUUGCAUGAAGCGGGCGCUCCUCUCGUUGCC
Messenger RNA from Aphanomyces invadans, 1172 nucleotides. RefSeq lists its product as hypothetical. The record is from RefSeq and is a predicted model, not a curated record. The coding region runs from base 69 to 1097 and encodes 342 amino acids. The transcript has a single exon. NCBI's taxonomy places the organism in Eukaryota, Oomycota, Saprolegniomycetes, Saprolegniales, Verrucalvaceae.